Messenger RNA from Cicer arietinum (chickpea), 3298 nucleotides. NCBI's taxonomy places the organism in Eukaryota, Viridiplantae, Streptophyta, Magnoliopsida, Fabales, Fabaceae. The record is from RefSeq and is a predicted model, not a curated record.
UUAUAAUACGAACCAAAAAAGAAAUUAGAAAGUGAGAAAGAAAAUAAGUUAGAAAUUAGAAAAUGGAGAAAAUUAAGUAACAGAAGACGAAGAACAGUGUCAUACAUAUUCAGCUCCGACAACAACCUUUUUUCUCUUUCUUCCCCUCCCGACACACCCAUCUCCAAAAUCAGGUUAUGAAGUUGUUGUGUUUGUGGUGAGAGUUGAAGAUUUUUUCAUAGUUUUUUCUUCUGUGUGAUGGCACAAAACUUAACGGGUCAGCUUGUUGGUUCAGAGAUACAUGGCUUCCACACUUUGAGGGACCUGGAUGUUGGGGAUACCUUGGAGGAAGCAAAAAGCAGAUGGCUUCGUCCUAAUGAGAUUCAUGCGAUACUCAGCAAUUACAAAUAUUUUACUAUCCAUGUCAAGCCAUUGAAUUUGCCCAAAAGUGGUACUGUUGUACUAUUUGACCGCAAGAUGCUUAGGAACUUCCGGAAAGACGGGCACAACUGGAAAAAGAAAAAUGAUGGGAAAACUAUUAAAGAGGCUCAUGAGCACUUAAAAGUCGGUAACGAAGAGAGGAUCCAUGUAUAUUAUGCACAUGGCCAAGAUAAUCCAAGUUUUGUUCGAAGAUGUUAUUGGUUACUUGAUAAGACUCUGGAGCACAUAGUCCUUGUUCAUUAUCGUGAAACACAAGAGUCUCAAGGUUCUCCUGUUACACCAGUAAAUUCAAAUUCAAGUUCAAGUUCUAUUUCUGAUCCACUUAAAUCGUGGAUUCUAUCAGAAGAUUUAGAUUCUCAGACCAACGGUGCUCAUACUGAUGGGUUCAGUCAUGAACAAAAGCUUCAUGAGCUUAAUACACUUGAUUGGGAUGACCUAGUGGCUUCUAAUGUUAAUACCGCUACUAUACCUAAUGGAGGCAGCGAACCGUGUUUCUAUCAACAAAAUCAAAGCUUACUGAAUGGCAGCUUUGGCAAUGUUGCCGGUAAUCCUUCAGCAGAAAUUCCUUCUUUCGGUAAUGUAACUCCGCCAGAGUCUGGGAGCAGUAAUGUUUCUUACUUUCCAGAAAGUGUUAACCUUCAGAAGAAUAAUGUUGAUUUCGUGGACACUUUAUCCAAUGAAGGCUUGCAAAGUCAGAACAGCUUUGGAAUGUGGAUGAACAAUGCCAUAUCCGAUACACCAUGUUCUGUAGAAGUGUCGGCUCUUGAAUCAUCAAUUCCUUCAUCUGAUCACGAUCCAUUUUCAUCACUGCUGAUGGAUAAUCCGCAAUCUUCUCUUCCAGAACAAGUAUUUAAUCUCACUGAGGUGGCCCCUACAUGGGCUUCUUCCACCGAGAAAACAAAGGUUCUUGUAACUGGAUAUUUUCAUAAUGAUUAUCAACACCUUGUGAAGUCCAAUCUAGUGUGUGUCUGUGGUGAGAUAAGUGUUCCUGUAGAAAUUGUUCAGGUUGGAGUUUACCGAUGCUGGGUAUCACCACAUUCUCCUGGAUUCGUAAAUCUAUUUUUGAGUUUCGAUGGUCAUAAGCCUAUUAGCCAAGUUGUUAAUUUUGAGUAUCGUACUCCUAUUUUGCACGACCCUGCCACUUCAAUGGAAGAGACACACAACUGGAUCGAGUUUCGACUUCAGAUGAGGCUUGCUCAUUUGCUUUUCACAACACAAAAGAGCCUUGAAGUCGUCGCUAGUAAAAUAUCACCAACCGCAUUGAAAGAGGCUGAAGUUUUUGCCUCAAAAACAAUAUUUAUUUCCAAAAGUUGGCAACACUUUUUGAAGUCCUCCGACGGAAAUAGAACUCCGUAUCCCCAAGCCAAAAAUACUUUGUUCGAAAUUGCGUUGAAAAACAAACUAAGGGAAUGGCUUUUGGAACAAAUUGUUUUAGGACGUAAAACUACUGAGUAUGAUGCACAAGGGCAAGGUGUACUUCAUUUGUGUACAAUUUUAGGAUACACUUGGGCUAUUUCCUUAUUUUCGUGGUCACGCUUGUCGCUCGAUUUCCGUGACAAAUUCGGAUGGACAGCUCUUCAUUGGGCAGCAUAUAAUGGAAUGGAGAAAAUGGUUGCAACUCUGUUGUCUUGUGGGGCGAAGCCGAACUUGGUCACGGAUCCAACACCACAAAAUCCCGGUGGCUGUACUGCUGCAGAUCUUGCUUAUGUGAAGGGAUAUGACGGUUUAGCCGCUUAUCUUUCGGAAAAGUGUCUGGUAGAGCAGUUCAGUGCCAUGAGCUUAGCUGGAAAUAUUAGUGGUUCACUGGAAACCAUCACAACUGAUCCGGUAAAUCCUGAGAACCUUACUGAGGACCAGGUGUACCUAAAGGAUACAUUGGCAGCUUACCGAACAACGGCCGAGGCAGCAGCACGCAUCCAAGCUGCAUUUAGGGAACGCGCGCUAAAAUUGCGAUAUAAGUCUGUUCAAUUUUUAAGCCCAGAGGAGGAAGCACGCCAAAUAGUAGCAGCAAUGAAGAUUCAACAUGCCUUUCGCAACUUUGAGACAAGAAAAGCGAUGGCGGCCGCUGCUCGGAUCCAGCAUAGAUUUCGUACAUGGAAGUUGCGUAAGGAAUUUCUCCACAUGCGACGUCAGGCUAUUAGAAUUCAAGCUGCAUUUAGGGGCUUUCAAGUGCGUAGACAAUAUCGCAAGAUUAUAUGGUCGGUUGGAAUUCUCGAGAAAGCGAUCCUGCGUUGGCGUUUAAAGAGAAAAGGUUUCCGCGGGCUUGAGGUGAAUCCCUUCGAAGAUGUGAAAGAUGAGAAGCAUGAAAAUGAUGUAGAGGAGGACUUCUUUAAGAGCGGAAGGAAACAAGCGNNAGAGCGUGUUGAGAGGUCUGUGGUACGCGUACAAGCCAUGUUCCGAUCUAAGAAAGCGCAACAAGAGUAUAGUAGGAUGAAGAUGGCACAUAGUCAAGCACAGCUUGAACUUGAAUUAGAAGAAAUCAUCAAUUAUGAAGUGGACAUGUUAACAACAAAGACAUCAUAGCUUUUCAAAACAAUGUUCUCAUGAAAGGUUUAUGUUUUUGGGAUGAAUUCAACUUUAGAUUUGUGUAAUGUAACAAACUAGUGAUAUUUUGUUGUUUUAUUUAUUUAUUGUAUAGCAUGUAGAUUCUGUAAAUUCCUUAGUGUGUAAAUUGAACUUAUGACCCUUUCAAAUUUGUUUAAUACCUUGAAUGGGUCAUCUUUGAAGCUUUCAUGCUUAAUUAAGCUGUUUGAUGGAUGCUUCUGAUGCAAGAUGAAGUGUGUAACUUAAAUGAUAAAGCCUUCUUUGACGUGAUUAAACAUUUGUUGUCAGAGCUUUUAUGUAAUGAUAUAGUUUCCACUGUUUAUUGUGUGAUUAA